AAAGGCAUCAUUUUUUCUUAGUGUGUUCAAAGGAAUCGCAACUUAGUUAAAUCAUUAAUUCUUAACUAUUAACUAAAAUUAAUUAACUAAAUUAAUUAACUAAAUUCACAUUCAUUACCUAAUGAAAGUCCCUAAAGUUACCAGUAUACUUUUAGUAGUUCUUGUAUCUUUAACAUUUCUUAAUUUUGUACUAAAAUAUUAUACAUAUUUUGUAUUAAUUGUAUCAUCAUCAAAACAAAAGGCUGAUGAAGUUAAUGCAAUAGCUCAAGAAACUGGUGAAGUACCUCAUCCUCAUGAAUUAUAUGUACCAUUAUUAACAUUUAUUCCAACCAAAUCUUCAGUAUUAUUACGACCUUGGGUUAUAAUUACUAGUAGCUUUAUAGAAGAAAAUUUUAUUGGACUUACAACAAGUUUCUUAUUAUUAUUUUAUCUUGGUAAAUAUCUUGAAAAUUUAUGGGGACCAGAAGAAUUUAGUAAAUUUAUAUUUACAAAUAUUAUUGCAUCUAAUAUUAUAAUAUAUUUAUAUUAUAAUUUAAAAUCAAUAAUAUUAUUUAAUUCAGAAAUUGAAGUACCACCAGUUGUUUUAUCAGCUAUGGCAAUUAAUAUGGGAUUAUUUGUAGCAAUUAAACAAAGAAUUUCAAAUCAUUAUUUUAUAUUCUUUAAGGGAAAUUUAAGAAUUAAAGUUACAUUCUUACCAUUUAUAUUAUUGGUUAUAUGUUUUAUAUUACAAUUAUUAAGUGAAGAAUUUUAUAUAUCAUUUAUUUUAAGUAAUUUGGGAUUUAUAAUAAGUUGGAUUUAUUUAAGAUUUUUUAAAUCAGGAACUAAUGAUAGACAAUCAUAUAUUUUACCAUUUGCACUUAAUAGAAGAAGGAGUAAAAUGGUUAAACCACAAUUUAAUGAAGUUCUUAUAAUUCAUAAUGGAAAUUCUUUACAUAAUGAAUCUCAAUCUCAAUCAUCACAUUCACAAUCUCAAUCUCAAUCUCAUUCUCAAUCUCAUUCUCAAUCUCAUUCUCAUUCUCAACCACCAAUUCAAUUAGAAAGUGGAUUAAUUAAAGGUGAUAGAUCAGAACAAUUUUCUUUAUAUACAUUUUUCCCAUCCCCAAUUUCAAUAUUUAUUAAAUUUAUGAGUAAUUUAGUAUUUACUACAUUGGUUAAUCAUCAAUUAAUUGAUGCUAAUAAUUUUAUUAAUUAUGAUGAAGAAGAUGAUAAUGAAUUAAUGUUUGAAGAUGUGGAUAAUUUACAAACUGGUUUAUUUGAUUUAUCUCCAUUAAAGGGAGCAGGAAAUGUAUCAGCCAUUCCCAAUGCAAGUUCAACUAUAAAUAAAAUUUGGGAUUGGGCAUGGACUAAACAAGUAACUACAAAACCUUUCAGCAUUAAAACUAGCAUGGAUAAAAGGCGAAAAUUAGCUUUACGAGAAUUGGAAUAAAUCUUUUCUAUAUGUAUAUAAACAAUAAUAAUAAAUA
Molecule: messenger RNA, 1463 nt
Organism: Scheffersomyces amazonensis
Lineage: Eukaryota; Fungi; Ascomycota; Pichiomycetes; Serinales; Debaryomycetaceae
Exons: 1
Coding region: 122-1426 (434 amino acids)
Biological process (GO): retrograde vesicle-mediated transport, Golgi to endoplasmic reticulum
Cellular component (GO): membrane; Golgi apparatus
Source: RefSeq, a predicted model, not a curated record